AUGUCGAGUUCAGGAGAACAACAACCUCUCCUCCCAUAUCCCUACGAUGAGGUCGGUGCGUCCCCCGAGCGGCCUAAAGGGACAAUAAGUGUCUGGCGCGAGAACGUCUCGCGUAUUGUGGAGUCCCAGCGCUUUCACACAUUCGUCAUUGCCUUGAUUGUUAUUGAUGCUACAUGUGUCCUUGUUGACCUCGGAUACACCGUUUUAUCCGAUGAAUGCGCCCCGUCAGAUGAGAACCCGGCAUGGCUCGAAGCUCUGGCAAAUGUAUCACUUGCCAUUACCACACUCUUUCUUAUCGAAAUACCAAUUACCCUCUGGGCUUUUGGAAUCCGCUUCUACAUCCCAUUCUCAGGUAUUACACACGCGGCUUUACAUCUGUUUGAUGCCGCAAUCAUCGUCACGACUUUCAUACUCGAAUUUGUCCUCCAGGGACGCGAACGUGAAUUGGCUGGACUACUUAUUAUUCUUCGUCUUUGGCGACUGGUGAAGCUUGUUGGAGGUAAUUUUAAGCUAGAGCCAGUUUUCUCGUCUCGUCUCAUGGGCUCUCCAACAGGAAUUGCCGUGGGAGCGGCGGAACUACAAGAAGAAACAGCAAAAGAACUCGAAGAGACCAGGAGGCAGCUUGAAGGUACCACGGCUGCACUUGCAAAGGCCCGUGAUGAGAACCGCAAGCUGCGUGGCCGGGUGGCCUGGUUAGAGACAGGCUGGAUCCGAGGGGUCCGAGUUCUGAGCCGGGCGGAUAUCUUGAAUGUGCGACUUCAAUUCUUUCUUCUCAUCUAA
Molecule: messenger RNA, 780 nt
Organism: Suillus paluster
Lineage: Eukaryota; Fungi; Basidiomycota; Agaricomycetes; Boletales; Suillaceae
Exons: 2
Coding region: 1-780 (259 amino acids)
Biological process (GO): proton transmembrane transport
Cellular component (GO): plasma membrane
Molecular function (GO): voltage-gated proton channel activity
Source: RefSeq, a predicted model, not a curated record